Spea bombifrons (plains spadefoot toad) is the source of this 1900-nucleotide messenger RNA. RefSeq names its product E3 ubiquitin/ISG15 ligase TRIM25-like. The coding region runs from base 130 to 1710 and encodes 526 amino acids. The record is from RefSeq and is a predicted model, not a curated record. Lineage: Eukaryota; Metazoa; Chordata; Amphibia; Anura; Pelobatidae. The transcript has a single exon. Gene Ontology annotation, molecular function: zinc ion binding; protein binding.
CUCCCGCCCAGUCCUGGGACGAGAUAUCAUCUUACGAGGGAUGUCACUGGAGUCACCGGAUCCGUCUCGGCGAGAGUGCCGCGCUCUGUAGCAGUCAGCGUUAGACGUGGAGCGAAGGACGAGUUCCCGAUGGCUUCAGCCGAGCUGCGAGAUGAGUUAAACUGCUCCAUCUGCCUCAGCGUCUACGCCGACCCCGUAACCCUGAGCUGCGGACACAAUUUCUGCCGACUGUGCAUCCGGAAGGUUCUUUUCACCCAGGAAGGCUCUGGAGUUUACACGUGUCCCGAAUGCAGAGCCGAAUUCCGUGAGCGACCCGUUCUACACCGAAACAUGAAGCUGUGCAGCAUAGCAGAGCGGUUUUUAUCCACGCACCCUCAACAGGAGGUCUCCGGAAUCUUCUGUACAUACUGCGUGCAUGCGCCGGUACCCGCUGCCAGAACAUGCCUGCACUGUGAGGCUUCGCUCUGUGACACCCACCUCAACGUCCACAGCACGUCAGCCGAACACGUCUUAACCGAGCCCACGUCUUUCACGGACAACGCGAAGUGCCCCGUCCACAGGGAGGUUCUGAAGUAUUACUGCACUCAGGACGUCGCCUGCAUAUGCGUGUCCUGCUGCGUGUUCGGGGAGCACAGGGGACACCAGGUGGAGCUGGUCACCGAAGCCUUCGAGAAGAAGAAGGAGAACCUGAGGAAAGUUCUGGAGAAACUAACAUCAAACCAAGAAGAAACUGAGAAAAAAGUCCAGGGUCUUCAAGAACGGAGGAGAGAAGUUCAAGAAAAAGCCGAAGGCGUCACAGAACGAGUCACCAAGCUCUUUAAGGACGUCCGGGAGCAGCUGGAGGUUCUGGAGAGACGAGUCCUCGGUGACGUCUCCCGAGAGGAAGAGAAGAUUUCUCUGCAGAUCUCAGAUCUAAUCCAGCAGCUGGAAUUAAAGAAGGAAGAGCUGUCCAGGAAAAUCCGUCAUAUCGAGGAGCUGUGCCACAUCACGGACCCUCUAACGCUUUUACAAGGUUGGCCGUCCAACAGAACCCGCGAUGAAGCUGCCAUGGCGGGUGAAGAUCGGAAGGCCUGUGGCGAAAAGGUUCCAGUUGUCGGUGAUUUGGAUGAAGUUCUCAUCUCGAUGACUCUUCACACAGCCUUAGCUGAGAUUGUGACGGGUAUGAGGAGAAGGUCUCCUGUGCCGGAGGCGUCCGACCUUUUCCUGGAUGGAAACACGGCUGCUAAUAGCGUUGUUAUCUCUGGUGAUCUGAAAACAGCCUCCUGGUCGGAGGGGAACCAGAACCGGCCGAAGACGCCCAAGAGGUUCAUAACGUUUUGCCAGGUUCUAAGUAGCAGAACGUUUUCCUCUGGUCAACAUUACUGGGAAGUGGAGACCAGCCAGUUGGGUAACUGGAGAGUAGGUGUAGCGUAUCCCAGUAUGGAACGGAAAGGAGACAAUUCCUGCAUCGGAUACAACAGCAAAUCCUGGUGUCUGCGCAUAUGUAAGAGAGAUUACUCGGUGAUACAUCACUCCAAGGAGGAGAUGCUCACCACCGAGUCCCCGCUGCAGAGAUUGGGGGUCUACCUGGAUUACGAGGCCGGACGGCUGUCCUUUUACCAGCUCGGUGACCCCAUCAGACACUUACACACCUUCACGGCCAGGUUCACCGAGCCGCUUCACGCUGCGUUUAUUGUAUGGAAGAAUGGAUGGGUGAGGAUUAGGAGCUAGCAAUCUAUAGAAUAGGGUCCCAUCAAAGCUCGAGGGGUCCCGGCCUUGUAGACAUCCAGUUACUGGCCUUGCUUGACUAUGUGGGAGAUCUGAAAUGUAUGUCGUCUAGGUGGAUAAAUGUCGCUAUGUUUGUUUUAUGGGGGGGGUCACAAAAUAACAAACAAAAUGUGGCGUUGGGUAAUAAAUAUAA